AUGGGUUGUGUGAGGUCAAAGGAAGCUGGUGGACAAGAGAAGAUAACAAAAACUGACCCUGAUCCUGAUCCUGGCCCCACCAUCCAGCAGGGCCACUAUGUGAGAGACCCCACGGCCACCAACAAGAGGAACACCAAUGUCCCCAGCAUGGCUGUGCCCCUGCCCGAGGAUGGCCCAGGGGACACCGUGGUGCUGGCACUCUAUGACUACGAGGCCAUGAACUCUGGGGACCUCAGCUUCCAGAAGGGCGAGCGCAUGAAGGUCCUGGAGAAGUCAGGGGAAUGGUGGCGAGCACGGUCGCUGGUGACAGGACGUGAAGGCUUCAUCCCCAGCAACUACGUUGCCCAAGACAACUCGCUGGAGACAGAGGAGUGGUUCUUCAAGGAUGUCAGCAGGAAGGAUGCAGAGCGCCAGCUCCUUGGCCCUGGGAACAUGAUUGGCUCCUUCAUGAUCAGGGACAGCGAGACAACGAAAGGCUCCUACUCGCUCUCGGUGCGGGACGCGGACGAGCUGCGGGGCGGGGCCGUGAAGCAUUACAAGAUCCGGACCCUGGACAGCGGCGGCUUCUACAUCUCCCCUCGGAACAACUUCAACACGCUGCAGGAGCUCGUCCAGCACUACCAGGGUCACAGCGAUGGGCUGUGCCAGAGGCUCACCCACCCGUGCCGAGUGCCCAAACCACAGAAGCCCUGGGAGAAAGACGCCUGGGAGAUCCCUCGGGAAUCCCUGAGCCUGGAGAGGAAGCUGGGAGCCGGGCAGUUCGGAGAAGUGUGGAUGGCCACGUACAACAAGCACACCAAGGUGGCAGUGAAGACCAUGAAGCCGGGCAGCAUGUCUGUGGAAGCCUUCCUGGAGGAGGCAAACUUGAUGAAGACUCUGCAGCACGACAAGCUGGUGAAGCUGCAUGCAGUGGUCACCAGGGAGGAGCCCAUCUUCAUCAUCACCGAAUUCAUGGAGAAAGGGAGCUUGCUGGAUUUCCUGAAGAGCAAUGAGGGGAACAAGCUGCCGCUGCCGAAGCUGAUCGACUUCUCUGCCCAGAUUGCAGAAGGAAUGGCUUUUAUUGAGAAGAGGAACUACAUCCACAGAGACCUGAGAGCCGCCAACAUCCUGGUGUCAGCAGUGCUGGUGUGCAAGAUUGCAGACUUUGGGCUGGCCAGGGUCAUUGAGGACACCGAGUACACAGCCCGGGAAGGUGCCAAGUUUCCCAUUAAAUGGACUGCACCAGAAGCCAUCAACUACGGAUCUUUCACUAUAAAAUCAGAUGUCUGGUCCUUUGGGGUCCUCCUGACUGAGAUCAUCACCUAUGGACGCAUCCCCUACCCAGGGAUGUCCAGUGUGGAGGUGAUCAGGGCUCUGGAACGUGGCUACCGGAUGCCCCGCACAGAUAACUGCCCUGAGGAGCUCUACGACAUCAUGAUGAGGUGCUGGAAGAUCAAACCCGAGGAUCGCCCCACUUUUGAUUACAUACAGAGUGUUCUGGAGGAUUUCUUCACUGCCACAGAGAGCCAGUACCAGCAGGAGCCCUAGCACGGGAUGCUUGGGGCGGACACUGCCAGCUCUUCCCUGUCUCACUUGUGUUUUGCUUCCCUGCCAGCCUGGCCCAGGAACCUCAGCCUUGCUGGAGUGGCUGGGCUGGAGCAGCACAUGAUGGAGGGAGAAGAGACGUGGCCACACCUUGUGCCUUUCCCAGGAGCCUGAAUGCCCCUGGGGCAGUGGCUCCAGGAAGUGCUGGCUGGACAGUGGUGCCCGGACCCCAGGAGGAUGGACAGGGAUGGGCAGUUCCUGCUUUUGCUGCAAGGAAAAGCCCAGAUCAGUGUUUUUAUAAUCCUUCUGAGAUUUUAUCACGUUGCUCUGCAGAAGUAGGUGCCUUAGGUGCUGGCCUUGGGGAAAUGCCCUGCGGUGCCUGUGCUCCCUGUGUGAUUGAGCCCAGGGGAUCCCCCUAAGGGACGCUGCAGUGCAGCCCCUGGGCUCAGCAUCAGCACAGGACCCUGGGGUUUGGAUGUUGAAUGUCACAGACCCUUGUCCUCCUCUCUCCCUCCUGGGUUUCCUUCCCCAGUAUUUUCAUGGCAGGCCCUGUGCAGAGUGCAGGUUUGGGGAGGCUGUGCCACAGGGGCAGAUGGACACAGAGCUUUUCCAAGCCAUCCCUGCAUGGAUUCACUUGCUUUGGGAGGAACCUCUGGAGCACAAAGCCACGACAAAAGGAGCUCUCUCCCCCAUGGCAAAGCUUACCGGCAGCAUUUGUUGUCUGCUGGGGCAUUUGCAGAGUCAGCAAGGGCCAGGUGCUCCCUGCACACUCACUUAAUGUUACUGUUUAUUUUUAGUAUUUCAUCCGGUUAUUUGGGGAAAAGGAGUAAACAGAAUUUUUUUAAAGACAGCCAUGUACCUCUUACAGCAGGAAGACUGGCGCCUGUGAUUACAUUUUUGAUAUCAAAAGGCAAACGCCAUCGCUUCUGCUUUGGGAUCUUUUAUUUUGUAAUCAAUAAAAUAUUUAUCAACCUUUUCUUUCUUGGCCGCUCCUGCUGCUCCGCAGCCCGGGCAGGGGCCCGCAGCCGGGCAGACCCG
Messenger RNA from Zonotrichia leucophrys gambelii, 2562 nucleotides. It is a transcript of the gene HCK, whose product is annotated as HCK proto-oncogene, Src family tyrosine kinase. Gene Ontology annotation, molecular function: signaling receptor binding; non-membrane spanning protein tyrosine kinase activity; ATP binding. The record is from RefSeq and is a predicted model, not a curated record. The transcript has 12 exons. NCBI's taxonomy places the organism in Eukaryota, Metazoa, Chordata, Aves, Passeriformes, Passerellidae. Gene Ontology annotation, cellular component: extrinsic component of cytoplasmic side of plasma membrane. Gene Ontology annotation, biological process: protein phosphorylation; cell surface receptor protein tyrosine kinase signaling pathway; cell differentiation. The coding region runs from base 1 to 1527 and encodes 508 amino acids.